UGGAAUCUGGCAUGAAGCCAGAGGGCAUCUCUGAGUUGCAGCAUUUAAAUGAUCCCACUCAGAGAUUCACACAGAAGACUGGACGCAAUUCCGAAGAGUUGCCCGGAAGGAGAGAACAAUGUCAUCACUACCCGUACCAUACACACUGCCUGUUUCCUUGCCUGUUGGUUCCUGCGUGAUAAUCACAGGGACACCGAUCCUCACUUUCGUCAAGGACCCACAGCUGGAGGUGAAUUUCUACACUGGGACGGAUGAGGACUCAGAUAUUGCUUUCCAAUUCCGACUGCACUUUGGUCAUCCUGCAAUCAUGAACAGUCAUGUGUUUGGCAUAUGGAGGUAUGAGGAGAAAUGCUACUAUUUACCCUUUGAAGAUGGCAAACCAUUUGAGCUGUGCAUCUAUGUGCGUCACAAAGAAUACAAGGUAAUGGUAAAUGGCCAACACAUUUACAACUUUGCCCAUCGAUUCCCGCCAGCAUCUGUGAAGAUGCUGCAAGUGCUGAGAGAUAUCUCCCUGACCAGAGCGCUUAUCAGCGAUUGAGGGAGAUGAUCAGACUCCUCAUUGUUGAGGAAUCCCUCUUUCUACCUGACCAUGGGAUUCCCAGAGCCUGCUAACAGAAUAAUCACUCCUCACCCCUUCCCCUACACUUGAUCGUUAAAACAGCACCAAAC
Molecule: messenger RNA, 669 nt
Organism: Symphalangus syndactylus (siamang)
Lineage: Eukaryota; Metazoa; Chordata; Mammalia; Primates; Hylobatidae
Gene: LGALS14
Product: galectin 14
Molecular function (GO): carbohydrate binding
Source: RefSeq, a predicted model, not a curated record